This is a messenger RNA of Triticum turgidum subsp. durum (durum wheat), 579 nucleotides long. NCBI's taxonomy places the organism in Eukaryota, Viridiplantae, Streptophyta, Magnoliopsida, Poales, Poaceae. The record is from the annotation of a GenBank genome assembly.
AUGGACCGCAAGGACAAGUCCCGCAAGUCCUCCUCGGCAGCGUCCAUGGCCGCGCUCGCCGCCGCAGCUGCGGCCGGCGACGUGGCCCGAGCCGACGGGAUGUCUGGCGAGGAGGACCAGAAGCUGAAGCUCGUGAACGUUCCUGUGGUUUCCGUCGGCGGCUCGAGCUCCUCUGCCGCGGCGGUGGCGGUGAGGAGGGGCAGUGGUGCUGCUGGCGCCGUGGCGACGGGCGCGGCUGGGGCAGGCGGGCCGAGCUGCCAGGCUGAGAGGUGCGGCGCCGACCUCAGCGAGGCGAAGCGGUACCACCGCAGGCACAAGGUGUGCGAGGCGCACGCCAAGGCUGCUGUUGUGGUCGUCGCCGGCCUCCGCCAGCGCUUCUGCCAGCAAUGCAGCCGGUUCCACGAGCUUCUGGAGUUCGACGACCAGAAGCGCAGCUGCCGCCGGCGCCUGGCCGGGCACAACGAGCGGCGGAGGAAGAGCUCGGCGGAGGCCAACGGCGGCGACGGGUGCCGCCACGCCGACCAGGACGGGCGUACCCACCCGGGGAACCCGCCGCUGAACCAUUUCCAGAUCAGAUAA